AUGGAUUUCCUGGUCGGGACAUUUUACACGCCUAAACUAUUCACUCUGCGCUUUACACCAAGCAAGGAUAUUUCAAAAUGUAAACUGGAAAUAGCGCACACUUCCGAAGCCAUUGGCGGACACUCCUGGCUCUCUCUAUCCUCGGACAAGAAACACCUCUACACAACUGUCUGGGCAUCUCCUCCUGCUGUUGCUGCCUAUCGCGUUGAGGACAAUCAUACCCUCACACCUCUAAACUCGAAACCUGUACGGUCAAUGAGCGGCUACGUCUGCAGCUCAAACACGACACUCUACUCAGCAGGCGGCCCCACCGGCGAAGUGUUUUCCAUCCUCAGCGACGGCAGCAUCGGCCCCCUAAUCCAAAACCUCGAAUUCAGAAACCAAGGCAAUGAAAACGAUGGAGCUAGAAAUGGCGUCGCGCAUGGCGAUUUCGGAGGCUUGAGACAUGGUGCCCAUUCGGUCGAUCUCUCACCAGAUGGAAAAGCACUCUACAUUGCCGAUAUAGGACAUAACUGUAUCUGGAACUACGCCAUCUCUUCUGGUCAGGGAAAGCUAGAACAAACGCAAAAAUGGAUUGCGAGUAGGGAGAACGAUGGGCCUAGACAUGCUUGGCCGCACCCGAAUGGAAAGAUUCUCUAUUCGGUUCAGGAACACAGUUGUUAUGUCGAUGCACUGUCGAUCUCGGAAACAGGAACCCUGGACUUGGUCUCCGGAAAGAGGAUCAUUCCUGAAGACAAGGAUGAAAAGAAGUACUGGGCCGAUGAAGUACGGUUAAGCAGACCUACCUCCGGGCGACCGAAGUAUCUUUACGCAUCAACGCGGGGACUGGAAAAGGAGACCAAAGGCUAUGUUGCAGUAUUUGAGUUAGACGAAGAAGGCUUGUUGCGAGGAGAGGCUAUCGACAUUUUUGAGACCGCAACGAGUGGUGGCAUCGCUAAUGCUAUCGAGCCUGCGCCCAUGGUUGAAGGACAAGAGGGAGUGGAGUACUUGGCCAUGACGGAUAGCCAGGAGGGCUAUGUUUUCAUGUUGGCUUUCGAUGGAAAGAAGAUUAGAGAGAUCGCGAGGACGCAACUACUGGGAGAAGACGGGAAUACUCUGGCCGCUGCUACAGCAGUGUGGUUAUGA
Messenger RNA from Aureobasidium melanogenum CBS 110374, 1125 nucleotides. RefSeq names its product Muconate cycloisomerase 1. The record is from RefSeq and is a predicted model, not a curated record. Lineage: Eukaryota; Fungi; Ascomycota; Dothideomycetes; Dothideales; Saccotheciaceae. Gene Ontology annotation, molecular function: protein binding; 6-phosphogluconolactonase activity. Bases 1 to 1125 code for a protein of 374 amino acids. The transcript has a single exon.